UUGUGCAAUUAAUUUGUCGUUGUGCAACAUUCGCCAAUAAAAAAUAAAAUGAUUUUGUAUUCAUCGCGACAUUUUGUAGCACUAGCCUUAUUUCUAGUAGCCAACAUAUUCAUUCCACUGGAUGCAUCUCCGAUCGGAUGGGAAUUUGCGGUUACACUGCGCAGCAAAAUCCUGUUCCUGGACAAGCAAAUGCAGAUAAUUGCCUCGGCAGCGCACGAAUACGAAGAACUCUCCGCACUGACCUUCGAUGAAUCCGAGGAAUUGAUCUACUUCAACGACAAGAAACAUCAAAAUGGCAGCAUCUUCUCGCUACGUCACGAUGCCACAGCCAGUUCUGCAAUUGUGGAGCAGGCGGUGCAGCGAACGGGCAACGAAUCGGUAGCCGGACUGGCCUUUGAUCCCCUCAAUCGUAAUCUCUACUGGGCGGACAUGCACAAGGCCCAGAUCUUGUUUGCCAGCAUCGAUACGCUUGCCAAGGAGCCGCCCAAGGUACUCGUCGAUCUGCAUGUGGAAGGCGGACGACCGGAUGGCGUUGCUGUCGACAUCUGUCGUCGGAAACUGUACUGGACCAACUGCAAGAUCGGUCAUGCGAGCGUGGAGCGCAUUGGAUUGGAUGGCAAGAAUCGUGAAACGCUAAUUCAGGACGAUAUUGAUAUGCCACGCGGUAUUGCGGUGGAUCAAGUAACGGAUCGUCUCUACUGGAUCGAUGAUAAGAAUGGCAUCUUCUUUGCCGUGGAGAGCUCUAAACUGGAUGGCAGUGAUCGUAAGCUGGUCGUUCAGGAUAAGCAUCAGGAACCACUGCAGUUGGCCAUCACCAGUGAUACCAUCUACUGGACAGAUCGUACUGACAGAGCGGUUUGGAGUUAUCCCAAGCCAAGCUACGAUACGCUACCCACAUCGAAUGCCACACAGAGUCCCGAUGAAGUGCUAGAACAACCUCAAGCGGCCGUCAAGCGAUUGGCCACCUGGAAGGAAGAUAUUUAUGGCAUUGUGGCGCGCACGGAUUUCUAUCAGCGUCUGCAAAAGGAUGAUAGUUGUAACGGUGUCGUUAAGAAGAUCAAGCAGCGUCUGGACAAAACUCUGAAUGCAACACGCAGUCAAAUCUCCGAACAGAUGGAUAAACUGCAGCAGGAGCAUUGUCUGAACGGUGGCACCUUUUUUGCCCACAACAAUUACUGCAUGUGUCGUUUGGGCUUCAAGGGUGCCCGUUGUGAGAUCUCCGAGUGCCACAACUAUUGUGUGCAUGGCACCUGCGAAAUCUCCGACUUUGGCUUCCCCAAGUGCUACUGUCAAACGAACUUCUAUGGCGAUCGCUGCGAAUACUACAAGUGCAAUGGUUAUUGCCUCAACAACGGUCACUGCGUCGUGGACAAGGAUAAUAGCGACCUGAGCUGCGAGUGUACCGAGAGCUUCAGUGGUUCACGAUGCGAAUUCAACAACACGGAGACCUGUGCCGCCUAUUGUCAGCUGCUAAAGCAGCAGCCCGACACACCAGUACCCAACCAUUGUUACGAUGUCUGCGAGGAAAUGAACAGCAAUGGCACAAGUAUAGCGGUUUAUAGUCGACCCAGCUUGUGCAGCUCCCCGACCGUCUUCACGGGGACUGUGAUUAUUGUGCUGGUGUCCGGCACGGUCGCCUGCCUCGCUCUCGUCGCAUUGAUCGUGCACGGACUGCGUCUCAUGUACAAACCGAAGCGGCCGCACAUCAAGAAAACGUUUGUGGUUCGCAAGCAGGCGCGUCACAAUUCCUCGAGUGAUACGCCGCUCACGAAUCGUCCGCUGGCCACCGAGCAGUGUGAGAUCACCAUCGAGAAUUGCUGUAACAUGAAUAUUUGUGAGACGCCCUGCUUUGAUCCUAAACUAGUAGAACAACAAUUUGCGGCGAGGGAUCGCAAGCCGUGUGUCAAGGAGGACAAGAAGAUUUUAAUACAUAAUAUGGAUGAUGAUCUCAUGUCCUAAGACGAUUCUGGCCAAUACAUAUACAUACAUAUGCAAUGUCGUCGUCAAUGCCGUGCAUGGAUAGGAGACAGGCGAGCUUUUAAAAAGCUGCUGUCACCCCGGCUCGGCAAACUGUCAACAGGUGCUUUACCAAAAAAAAAAAACAA
This is a messenger RNA of Drosophila nasuta, 2105 nucleotides long. It is a transcript of the gene cue, whose product is annotated as Low-density lipoprotein receptor repeat domain-containing protein cueball. Gene Ontology annotation, biological process: canonical Wnt signaling pathway. Gene Ontology annotation, molecular function: Wnt receptor activity; Wnt-protein binding. The transcript is spliced from 4 exons. The coding region runs from base 49 to 1959 and encodes 636 amino acids. Lineage: Eukaryota; Metazoa; Arthropoda; Insecta; Diptera; Drosophilidae. The record is from RefSeq and is a predicted model, not a curated record. Gene Ontology annotation, cellular component: plasma membrane.